Molecule: messenger RNA, 1271 nt
Organism: Maniola jurtina (meadow brown)
Lineage: Eukaryota; Metazoa; Arthropoda; Insecta; Lepidoptera; Nymphalidae
Product: cell wall protein DAN4-like
Exons: 5
Coding region: 142-1251 (369 amino acids)
Cellular component (GO): extracellular region
Molecular function (GO): chitin binding
Source: RefSeq, a predicted model, not a curated record
GUAUUAAAUGACAUACUUAUAAAUAACAAUGUUAAUUAUGAUUACUUUGAUAGUUUAAAAAAAACACGGCGGCUAACCGUUGUGUUUUAGCGCAGUUAUUUUCAAAUUCUGCACAGUGUAGUAAGGCAAAAUUUUACAGUCAUGUUGGACAAAAAUAUAUUAAUAUUGAUUAUAUCACUCAUAUCGGUGGUUGCAAUAAAUGGCAUACCCAUAGAAAAUUCAGAAGCCAAUGACACUCCGAAAACUGAGGAUACGAGUCCGCAAAAAUCUAAUGAAACCGACCCUGGAAAUACAUCACCUGAUGAUGCAUCAUCUCCUAGUAUUCCUGCAUCAACAAAAACUAUUGCACCAACUGAGCCUAAAGCAGACAAAGACAACAAGCCGCGACCGAUCUUGGUCUUAUAUUCUCCACGCACAGAGACAACUACUCCCACGCCUACAUCAACUCCUACGCAGAGACCGAUCUUGAUCAUAUUGCCCUCAACAACAACUACACCUUCCACUGCAACACCUACCACUGCAACACCUGCCACUGCAACACCUACCACUCCAACACCUACCACUGCAACACCAUCAACUGCUGAUCCAUCAACUACCAUUACACCACGACCGAUCUUCAUCUUCUAUUCUCCAAACACAACUACAUCUACUGCUCCACCAACUACUGAUACAACUACCACUAGUCCUGUAUCAUCUACUACUCCUGUAACAUCUUCUACUACUGUAUCAACUACUACCACUACUUCACCGAGUCCACACGGAACUGCUAAGCCAAAGAAUUUCCUACGUGGUUACAACUGCCCACAGCGAAACGGCUUCUUCCGAUAUCCUGACUCAUGUGAUGUGUAUAUUGUGUGCGAGGAUUAUAUACCGUUUACCUACAUUUGUCCUGAUGGUCUUCAAUUUAAUCCUAAAGCGAAAGAGCACGACUAUGUUUGUGACGUUCCUUCAGUGGUGAAAUGCAAACCCAAGGAAACGAAACAAUCCAGCAAAGUCCGUCCUAUUUUGAUCUUAAACUCCUUCCGCACCACAGCGCGUCCCAACUUGAUGCAAGGCUACAGUUGCCCGAGCAGGCAGGGCUUCUUCAGUUAUCCUGGAUCAUGUGACUCAUACAUUAAGUGCGAGGUUGACACACCGUAUAGGUACACAUGCCCACAGGGUCUUCACUUCAAGCCCGAUGCCAUGUGGACGGAAUAUCCUUGCAUUGAACCUUCUGUGGCCAGAUGUGAAAAUGGCCCCUGGGAAUAUUGAUUAUAUAACAUCACAGCAAA